Sesamum indicum (sesame) is the source of this 2012-nucleotide messenger RNA. RefSeq lists its product as uncharacterized. The record is from RefSeq and is a predicted model, not a curated record. NCBI's taxonomy places the organism in Eukaryota, Viridiplantae, Streptophyta, Magnoliopsida, Lamiales, Pedaliaceae. Gene Ontology annotation, molecular function: flavin adenine dinucleotide binding; tRNA dihydrouridine synthase activity. Gene Ontology annotation, biological process: tRNA dihydrouridine synthesis.
CUCCGUACAUUCUAUCCAUCUAUCUAUCUAUAUGGGUUUCUGUUUUAUUAUCUUUCCUGUUUCUUCUUCAAUGCCCCACCCUUGUUUUUGUUUUGGCGAAAUGGAAAUAAUGCUAACGAUUUUGUGUUAUCACCAUUGAUUUGUUGUUAACUAUAAAAACCGUAGGGAUUCACAUGGGUUUUGGGUUUCUUGUCCACGACAGGGAAAGUGAAAGUAAACCAAUGAAGGGACUGACUAGUCUUGAGGAAAUUCAAUGUGGGUGUUCUUGAAAAUGUCAAUGUGCAAAAUAAUGUUCUUUACUGGAUGACUUGGGUGGUUUUUGUUUUGUGGGACUUUCAUUUUCCUCGGAAGUUUGGUGGUCGAAUAUGAGAAGGUGGUAUAUACAUAUGGGUACUUGAGUUUUCAAAUUCAUUUGCACGGAAGUUAUUAUGAACAAUGGGAAGCUAGGUGGUUUGGACAAAAUUGAGUACUAGAUUUGUCUAAGGUACAUAAAAGAGCAGGCUACGGUCCAUUUAGAGGGAUGAUGAAGUCUGCUGGACAUACUUUAUUUGCUUCUUUAACUCCUGUUCGUUCUGUUAUCCUGAAAAACCAUGGCAGAUUUUCUUCAAACUUCAUUUAUAGAUAUCCUACCAAAUCAAGGAAAUUACAUCACUACCAUCACAAGUGCAAGUCUCAUAAAGAGUCCAUAAUGGUUGCCACCCGGUACCCACCCCCUUGGUUCAGUAUAGCUCCAAUGAUGGACUACACAGACAACCACUUCCGAACUUUGGCUCGCCUCAUUUCAAAGCAUGCUUGGUUGUACACAGAAAUGAUUGCUGCAGAAACAAUAGUAUAUCAGAAGGGAAACUUGGAUAGAUUCUUGGCAUUUGGUCCGGAGCAACAUCCUAUAGUGCUUCAGAUUGGGGGAAGUGACUUGGAGAACAUUGCUAAAGCAACUCAACUUGCAAAUUCUUAUGGCUAUGAUGAGAUAAAUUUCAACUGUGGAUGUCCAAGUCCAAAAGUUGCUGGAAAAGGGUGCUUUGGGGUGCGCCUUAUGCUUGAUCCAAAGUUUGUCGCCGAUGCUAUGUCAGUAAUUUCAGCAAAUACUGAUGUUCCCGUCACUGUGAAGUGUCGAAUCGGUGUCGAUGAUCAUGAUUCAUAUAAUGAGCUGUGUGAUUUUAUUUAUAAGGUCUCAUCUCAAUCACCGACAAAGCAUUUCAUAAUACACUCCAGAAAGGCGUUACUUAAUGGAAUCAGCCCCAAAGAAAAUAGAUCAAUUCCGCCCUUGAAAUAUGAGUACUACUAUGCUCUUGUGCGGGAUUUUCCUGAUUUACGAUUCACCAUUAAUGGAGGCAUAAACACCAUUGAUGAGGUGAACGCAGCAAUAAGAGAAGGAGCUCAUGGUGUUAUGGUUGGUCGUGCAGCUUACAAUAAUUCAUGGAAUCUUUUGGGACAUGUUGACAGUGCAAUAUAUGGUGCACCUCUGAGCAGUCUAACUCGGCGACAGGUCCUUGAAAAGUACCAGGAAUAUGGUGAUUCAGUCUUGGGACUAUAUGGGCCUAAACCAAAUGUUCGCGACGUUAUAAAACCUUUGCUUGGUUUUUUCCAUUCAGAGCCUGGAAAUGGUCUAUGGAAGCGCAAAGCUGAUGCUGCUUUCCUCCACUGCACGACGAUCAAAUCCUUCUUCGAGGAGACCCUGGUGGCAAUUCCUGAUUCAGUGUUGGAUUCACCUAUUACUGCAGCACCGAUAGGUUUUACAGAUGUAUUUGCCGAUGCCAAGAGGCUGCUACCUCCUCCACAUACAGUAAGAGAGGAAGAACUGUUGUACGCAUAGUUUGACACAGAUUUUUGUUCCAACACAUAUAGAGGAAAGAGCAGGUUGACUCCAUUAAGCAGAAUAUACACAAUUAUUUGUAGUGAACUAUUAGUAUAUUUUCCUAGUAAAAGUAUAUGUUUUACGGAUUGUAAUUGGAUGGGAUCUUUGAGCGUUACUGAAAUUUCAUUGAGUAACUAUUUUUGAUUUAUUUUUUCAA